UAAAAUCUUCGAACAAGAUCGAGCUUUGAAAUUAUGUCGGAAAUAAUUAAAAUCCAACCCCCGACAUACGGAAACCUAAUCACCGUGCUUAGCAUCGAUGGAGGUGGGAUUAGAGGGAUUAUUCCAGCAACCAUUCUCUCCUUUUUGGAAGCUCAACUUCAGGAAUUGGAUGGAGAGGAUGCAAGGCUUGCAGAUUACUUUGAUGUGAUAUCAGGAACAAGCACUGGAGGGCUUGUGACUGCCAUGAUAACAGCACCAAAUGAUAAAAAACGUCCACUGUUUGCUGCUAAGGAUAUCAAGGCUUUUUAUCUUGAACAUAGUCCGAAGAUUUUCCCACAACCUAAUUGGGGAUUUCUUGGGGAAGCUUUUAGUAUCGUCAAAAGACUUGGUGGACCAAAAUACAAUGGCAAAUACCUACAUAAAAUUAUCAAGGAAAAAUUAGGCAACUUGAAACUACAUGAUACUCUCACCAACAUUGUCAUACCAACCUUUGAUAUCAAGCAGCUACAGCCAACUAUAUUUUCGUCCUAUGAGGUGAAAAACAAUAACAGUUCAAUGGAUGCUGAUCUUUGUGAUAUCUGCAUAAGCACAUCAGCAGCUCCAACUUAUCUUCCUGCUCAUUACUUUCAAACAACAACCUCGGAAGGGAAAAGUAGGGAAUUUAAUCUUGUCGACGGCGGUGUUGCAGCGAAUAAUCCGGCAUUGGUGGCUAUAAAGGAAGUGACAAAGCAAAUAUUCAAAGGAAACCAGGACUUCUUCCCUAUCAAACCAAUGGACUUUGGUAGGUUUUUGGUGAUUUCAUUAGGGACUGGAACUGCAAAGAAUGAAGAGAAAUUUAAUGCUAAGAUGGCAAGCAAAUGGGGGGUUUUGAGCUGGUUGAUAGCUGGAGGUUCAAAUCCACUUAUUGAUGCAUUCACUCAUGCUAGUGGUGACAUGGUUGAUAUUCAUAUUUCGGUUGUUUUCCAAGCUUUACGAUCAGAAGAAAACUAUUUGCGUAUUCAGGAUGAUACAUUACGUGGGACGAUAUCAUCGGUGGAUGUUUCUACAAAGGAGAACUUGGAAGGCCUUGUGAAGAUCGGUGAGGAUUUGCUGAAGAAACCAGUUGCGAAGGUGAAUCUUGAAACAGGAGUUUUCGAGCCUACGGCGAAUGAAUCCAAUGAGCAAGCUCUUAUUAGGUUUGCAAAGAAACUUUCGCAUGAACGGAGAUUGCGCGAAAUGAGAUCACCCCUCACCAAAGGAACAAAGCAAAUUUUAAUUGAUACAAAUUAAGUUUAUAUACAUCUAGAUACAUAUUACUCGAUCUAUUUAAUUGUAGUAAAUGUAGACUUUAAUUCUUGAGUAAUCAUUGGUCAUUAUGUAUACGUCUGUAUGACUUGAAGUCUUGAACCAAACAAAUAAGAAAUAAUUCAGUCAAAAUAAGCAUUGAAGAAAGAUCAGACCAAAGCAUUCUUUCUCACAGUGCAUGCAGUUUGAAGAGAUGAAACAC
Dioscorea cayenensis subsp. rotundata (Guinea yam) is the source of this 1486-nucleotide messenger RNA. RefSeq names its product patatin-like protein 2. Gene Ontology annotation, molecular function: glycerophospholipase activity; monoacylglycerol lipase activity. The coding region runs from base 34 to 1269 and encodes 411 amino acids. The transcript has 7 exons. The record is from RefSeq and is a predicted model, not a curated record. Gene Ontology annotation, biological process: lipid metabolic process. Lineage: Eukaryota; Viridiplantae; Streptophyta; Magnoliopsida; Dioscoreales; Dioscoreaceae.